CCCGCGUCAGAUUACUCAGUGCGUGUGCGCGCGUACGAGAGUAGAUUGGGAACACAAGCUCUCCGCUCGCCUCGCUGCUUGUUUGUAGCCGUCCACUUCUUCCCGCGACCAGCAAAGUUGGAGAGCAGAAACAUCCGCAGCUGUCAUCAUGGAGGUGAUUAGAAGAUGUGGACGUGCGUCUUUGGCCUGCACCUUGCUGCUCUGCGCACUGCAACUUUGCCGUGCGUCCGUGAGCGUGAACGUGGCCCCGAAAGUGGAAGUGCUGAAAGACGAGACCGCCAAGCUGCCCUGCACGCACACUGCGCCGCAGUCCUCCAGCAACACCGUGGUGGAGUGGCAGAUCGAGGAGCAGGGAAUCAGGAAGCGAGUAGCUUACCGCACCGUGGGCGGCGAGGCUAAAAGCGAGCAGGGCACCCCACUGAGCGGCCGGGUGAGCAUCGACGAGGACUUUACUCUGACCAUCACGUCGGUCAAACCCUCUGACGAGCUGGUCUUCAUCUGCCUGGUCACCGCCGGACCUGCUGGCGCUGGAGAAGCCUCCACUAAGCUCAAAGUCUUCUUUGCCCCUGAGAAGCCAGACCUCACACGCCCAUCCAGUCAAGCCAUUUCCGUGGGAGAGACCAUCAGCUCCGAGAUCGGUACCUGCGUGUCAAUGAAUGGACACCCCCAGCCGAGGAUCAUCUGGUUCAAAGAUGGCCAGCCGCUACCUGAGGUCAAAGACAGGAAAGAAAAAACCUACAUGAUUCCCUCGGUGGUGAAGGAGGCGUCGGGUCUGUACACCAUCAAGAGCACCUUGUACAUGCAGCCCACUAAGGCCGACAAGGACUCGGUGUUCCAGUGCACGGUGGAGUACAGCAUGCUGGGGGACCAGAACAAACAGACCAAGUCCGACUCCAUCACCAUCAACCUCAACUAUCCCUCGGAAACUGCGACCUUUACCCUCCUCAACACUCAUCCCGUCAAGGAGGGCGAUAACGUCACCAUGAAGUGCGAGACCGACGGGAACCCUCAGCCGGAGUUUGACUUCAGCAAAGAUGGUAAAACCGUGAACGGUGUUGGCGGGCUCCUGGUGUUGAAAUCCGCCAAGCGGACCGACACCGGCGUGUACAAGUGCACGGCCUUCGAUUUCGACAACAUAGAGGCCGACCUCAAGGGAGAGAUCAACCUCAGCGUGCACUACAUUGAUCCCGUGAGUGUGACUCCAGUGGAGCCUCAGGUCGUCAUGCUUGGAGACAAGGUGGAGUGGCAGUGCAAGACCAAGGCCUCUGCCGCGCACACCGUGCAAUGGAAAAAGGGCUCCGAGGUCCUCUCUCAGGAUGGAACUCUCUCGAUACAGGACGUGUCCUACACUGAAGCCGGAGACUACAUGUGUGUCGGAGCCGUGCCGUCAGUGCCGCGACUGACAGCCCAGUCGAGCGUCACCCUCACUGUCAAAGGAAAGCCAAUGAUCGAGGCGCCUAUCGCCGGAGAAGUGUCCAAGGAAGGAGACAUGGUGACCCUCAGGUGCUCGUCCUACGGGUCCCCCGCCCCUCAGUUCACCUGGAAGCCCUCAGGAAAAGAGUCAGUGACGGUGGAAGGCAUCAAGGUGGUGAGCACCGUCAUCCUCCCGGCCACCGCUGACGUCAUGAAUGGCGGCGUGACCUGCGAGGUCGCCAACGAGCACGGAACAGAUAGCAAGGCCUUCGUCGUAUCUCUCAAAAGAGCUUUUGACAACUCCGCCAACAGAGUGCUGCUCUCUGGAAACCCUGUGCUUAAGUCAGCCGACCAGCAGCAGGGCGGUUCCAGCGGGGUGGUGAUAGCCGUGGUGGUGUGUGUGCUCCUGCUUCUGCUGCUCGUGGGCCUCAUCUACUGCCUGAACAAGAAGAGCAAGCUGCCCUGCGGCAAGAAGGACAAGAUGGAAGUGGCCAGUGGAGAAGUGAACAAUGACAUUGUUGUGGAGAUGAAGACCGACAAGGCCAAUGAAGAAGCCGGGCUCCUCAACAAGAGGCCACCCUCGGAACAGUGAUGAAAGAAGACAGACGGACGGGAUGAUUAUCUGGAAGGAGGUGGGGGAACAUGUGCAGCUGGCUUUGAUUCAGGGGACUUCGGGGUGCUUGUUUAAAACCCCUGAAAAGACGCCUUUAGAGAGCACACGUGUGACGUCACUCAUCAUCAACCAAUCACACCUUUGGGGUGACUCCCUGGCAGAGGAAUGCGGUCACACACCUACCAAAAAAAAUAAUAAUAGCAAAAAAAAGCAGUACUUUUUUCUAAUCUACCCCAAACACAAGUUCAGUCUGCUACUACGGUGUGUCCUGCAGGGCUUCUGCCUGGCGAGUCUGCACUUGAAUCAUCUCUUUGGGGACAAAUCAUGGUUUGUUUGUUUUUUCUCACAAAUUUUCAACUCACCACUCUGGGCUUCUGAAAAAUGACUUCUUCGUCAGCCGCGUUCGAUCGCAUCACAAAGUGAAAAUGGACAAAAGUACCGGGUCAGCCGCAGGUAGAUGAUGAAAACUUAACCCUACCCUGCUUUAAAGGCCGUUUUGGGAGUUUUGGGUGGAGUUACUUCACACUAGGGCUGGGCGAUACGGCCUUUUAUUAAUAUCUGGAUAUUUUUAGGCCAUGUCACGAUACACUAUAUAUAUCGCGAUAUUUUGCCUUAGCCUUAAAUGAACACUUGAUGCAUAUAAUCACAGCAGUAUGAUGAUUCUAUGUGUCUACAUUAAAACAUUCUUCAUACUGCAUUAAUAUAUGCUACUUUUAAACUUUCAUGCAGAGAGGGAAAUCACAACUAAGUCAAUUUAGCAAAACUGCAUUUAUUAAACAGUUAUUCAUUUUUUAUUUAGCCUUUAUUUAACCAGGUAAAAAUUAGGGAUGUCCGAUAAUAUGCGUUAAAAUGUAAUAUCGGAAAUUAUCGGUAUCCGUUUUUUUAUUAUCUGUAUCGUUUUGUUUUUUUUUGGUUUUUUUAAAUCAACAUAAAAAACACAAGAUACACUUACAAUUAGUGCACCAACCCAAAAAACCUCCCUCCCCCCAUUUCUUUCUGUUAUCAAUAUUCUGGUUCCUACAUUAUAUAUCAAUACAGUCUGCAAGGGAUACAGUCCGUAAGCACACAUGAUUGUGCGUGCUGCUGCUCCACUAAUAGUACUGACCUUUAACAGUUCAUUUUACUAAUUUUCAUUCAUUACUAGUUUCUAUGUAACUGUUUUUAUAUUGUUUUACUUUCUUUUUUAUUCAAGAAAAUGUUUUUAAUUUAGUUAUCUUAUUUUAUAAUUUUUAAAAGUACCUUAUCUUCACCAUACCUGGUUGUCCAAAUUAGGCAUAAUAAUGUGUUAAUUCCACGACUGCGUAUAUCGGUUGAUAUCGGUAUCGGUUGAUAUCGGUAUCGGUAAUUAAAGAGUUGGACAAUAUCGGAAUAUCGGCAAAAAGCCAUUAUCGGACAUCCCUAGUAAAAAUCCCAUUGAGAUCAAGGAUCUCUUUUCCACGGGAGACCGGGCCAAGAGGGCAGCAGCAAGGUUACAUUAAAAAACAGUAAACAACACAUAAAACAUCACAUUUACAACAUAAAUAAAUUAAGCAGUGGCACAAACAUUCAUGUCAUUUCAAAACAGAAAGUGCAAGAUUGUCAGAGACAUUUUAAAACAAGCUAUUAGUGCACUUUUGUGCAUGAUGUCACUAGUGCAGGGGUCGGCAACCCAAAAUGUUGGACCAAAAAUACAAAAACAAAUCUGUCUGGAGCCGCAACAAAUUAAAAGCCAUAUUACAUACAGAUAGUGUGUCAUGAGAUAUAAAUGUAAUUAAGAGGACUUAAAGGAAACUAAAUGAGCUCAAAUAUAGCUACAAAUGAGUCAUAAUGAUGCAAUAUGUACAUAUAGCUAGCCUAAAUAGCAUGUUAGCAUCGAUUAGCUUGCAGUCAUGCAGUGACCAAAUAUGUCUGAUUAGCACUCCACACAAGUCAAUAACAUCAACAAAACGGAGAAAGUUAUACAUGUUAACAAACUACGGUGAGUUCAAGGACCGCCAAAAUUAGUAGGACAAAACGGCGCUCGCCAAAUACUGGAAUCAGUGAAGCAUGUUUAAUACAAACAGUGUGCUUUAUAACAAUUAGGGAGGUUUGUGUCAUGUUUGUCCUCCUACAGAAACCAUAUUAACACAAAAAAGUCUAAUGCCCGCUGCUAAAAGCAACUGCGUGAGAACGUUUACUCGAAUAUCACGAUGUAGUCAUUUUCUAUAUCGCACAGAGACAAACCCGCGAUAUAUCGAGUAUAUCCCAUACAUCGCCCAGCCCUACUCCACACCAAACUUCCUCCAACAUAGAUUUGUUCAUAAUGGCAUUAGAAAGAUGACAGUUUUUUUUCUAAGACUUUUCUUGGUAGAUGAAUAAAUGGAUGCAGGGGUUUGUCCCAAUACUUUUGUCCAGGCUAUAAUUAUUAUUGUAUGUGGCAAUCCAAAAAAAAAUUAAUUUUUUAACGCAUUUUGGCCCCCGCCCCACAACUUGGGGCACCCACAGUCCAUACCAUUCAUUACCCAGGGCGGCUUAAGGAUGCCAGGGCUAAUAUUAUUGUUAGUUUAAAGUGCUAACCUUUUUUAGCUAAUUUUUUUUCCCCUCUAAUUCCCCAGCCAUACAUCUUACAGUCAUAUAACAUGCUAACUACUAUCAAAACUCACGUUAGCCUGCAAGGAUGCUAAUGUUAGCAUGCUUACUUUUUUAAGAUAAUUUUGCAACCGCUUACCCCACAACCAUACACCUUAAGAGUCAUAUAACAUGCUAACUAUUAUCAAAACUCACGUUAGCUUGCAAGGAUGCUAACGUUAGCAUGCUAACUUUUUUAAGAUAGUUUUGCAACAGCUUACCCCACAGCCAUACACCUUAAGAGUCAUAUAACAUGCUAACUGUUAUCAAAACUCACGUUAGCUUGCAAGGAUGCUAACGUUAGCAUACUAACUUUUUUAAGAUAGUUUUGCAACCGCUUACCCCACAGCCAUACACCUUAGAGUCAUAUAACAUGCUAACUAUUAUCAAAACUCACGUUAGCUUGCAAGGAUGCUAACAUUAGCAUGCUAACUUUUUUAAGAUAGUUUUGCAACCGCUUACCCCACAGCCAUACACCUUAAGAGUCAUAUAACAUGCUAACUAUUAUCAAAACUCACGUUAGCUUGCAAGGAUGCUAACGUUAGCAUGCUAACUUUUUUAAGAUAGUUUUGCAACCGUUUACCCCACAGCCAUGAGAGUCAUAUAACAUGUUAACUAUUAUCAAAACUCACGUUAGCUUGCAAGGAUGCUAACGUUAGCAUGCUAGUUUUUUGAGAUAGUUUUGCAACCGUUUACACCAGAGUCAUAUAACUUGGUAUGUGACACUCGGUAACUGUUAGCAUGCAAACGAUAGCAUGCUAACUUUUUCAUCUUUUCUUAUUUUUUUCUAUUUCCGCAGCCAUACACCUUAGAGUCGUAUAACUUGGUGUACGAAACAUGCUAACUGUUAUCAAGCUAAGGUUAGCACGCAUGCUAAAUGUUAGCAAUUUUACUUCCGCUGGGAUUUUUGUCUGGCCGUACUUUUAAAGAUCCGAGAGUUUUAGGUGUAGCUGUACAAAAUGAGCUAGCAUGCUAACGUUUAGCACAUGUGCAAACGUUAGCACGAUAACAGUUAGGGACAAGCGGUAGGAAAUGGAUGGAUGGAUGGAAGUGUAGGUGUGCUCACUAGUUUCAAAUAUAUACAGCCAACAUCUCAGAGAUGAUUAAACAAAUAGUCGUACUUUACCCAUCCCCAUCCAUUUUCUACCGCUUGUCCCUUUCGGGGGGGGGGGGGGUGCUGGAGUCUAUCUCAGCUUUACCAUCAAUAUUAAAAAAAAAUGUUUUCCCUUUUUAUUGUGGCCUUAAACCGCCUCGUUCACGUUCUCAUGUUUAAAUUUUAAAUGAGAUGUUUUGCAUAUCCCGCAACCAAUACAUUUUUUCUAAACAACCCUUGUCAUUGAGUCAGCUGUGUAAUCACGUCAAACUUUUUUUUUAAUAAUUUAAGAAAAAAACAGCAUACUCUUUUUUUUUUUUUUUUUUUUUUUUUUUUUUUUUUUUAAGAGAUGCAAAUUAUUUGAGUAUGUCCACUUUAUGUCCUAUUUUCCUUUACAGAAGUCCAAAACUUGUAGCGCUCUAAA
Entelurus aequoreus (snake pipefish) is the source of this 6129-nucleotide messenger RNA. It is a transcript of the gene bcam, whose product is annotated as basal cell adhesion molecule (Lutheran blood group). NCBI's taxonomy places the organism in Eukaryota, Metazoa, Chordata, Actinopteri, Syngnathiformes, Syngnathidae. Gene Ontology annotation, cellular component: plasma membrane. The transcript has 17 exons. Bases 149 to 2005 code for a protein of 618 amino acids. The record is from RefSeq and is a predicted model, not a curated record.